UACCCUACUAUAAAAGCAACUUGUUUAAGCCUCAGUUUGAGCAAAGUAACCAAUGCCUUGCCUAAGCCUAAGGCUUCCAACAGCCAAAAAAGCUUGGUGGAAGAGUCUCACUUCAAAAAUACAAAGCAAACUCCAUAGACUCAACAAGCCAAAAUCCAUUACCAAACACAGAUCAUCAUCAUCAUCAUCAUCGUUAUCAAAACGCAUCUCUAAAACAACAACCAUCAGUAAGAGAUUUUUCGUGGAGACAAAGCGUUUGAAUCAUCAGCGCAAACGACGUCGUUUAGUUUUAUUACCUCUAAAGCGUAGUCGAGGUAGUAGUGCUGGUAGCAGUAGUAGUAUUACUGCACCCGUUUACGUAGACAAGCUCUUCAAAGACACGCCUGUAUCUGAAAAAGUUGAGCAUCUUCUUCAGUACUCCAUAAAACAUGUUCAUGCUAAAGUUGGUCAUGAUCAGUACUCGCCGGCCACGGUUGCGGCGGGAACAAGCAAAGAAGCUGCUAGAAAUGGUGGCGGGAAAGUAGUAGUGGCGGCCAACGAUGAUGUGUGGGAGUCUAUGGGGUUUGCGUCUCCUCAGAUGCAUGGAAUUGAUGAGAGAGCAGAGCAAUUCAUAGCCAAGUUUAGGGCAGAGAUGGAGGUUCAAGAGAGGUUGGCUCGUGAUCACUUGUAGUGUAUUUUGACGAUGAUCACAAAUCUACCUGUGGUUUUAGGGUUAUCAUAUAAAUAUAUAUAUAUGCUAUGUGUUAAAUGUAAAUAACAGAUUUGUAUCCAUUUUGUACAAGUUAUGUUCAGUUAUUAUAUCUCAUCACAAAGCACUAGCUUUCUUUAA
Messenger RNA from Humulus lupulus (European hop), 829 nucleotides. RefSeq lists its product as uncharacterized. The record is from RefSeq and is a predicted model, not a curated record. The coding region runs from base 53 to 670 and encodes 205 amino acids. The transcript has a single exon. NCBI's taxonomy places the organism in Eukaryota, Viridiplantae, Streptophyta, Magnoliopsida, Rosales, Cannabaceae.